CAGCGUCUUCUCACUACACUUCAGCAACUGCCUUCCUAGGAAACAAAGCCGAGCUGCAGUAGCUGCUUCAUCCCAGCCACGGAACCGGAACUUCUGAAAACUGCAGGAAGGUAAAACCUGUAGAGUCCUCAGCAAGUUUAGCAUCUAAAAUGUCAAGCUACGUCAUUCAGGUUGCCAACAACAGUAAGGGAUCUGUCGCUGUUGCUGUUAGUACCAAUCCGGUUUUACAACUGUUGGGCAAUUCUCUGGUUGUGACCAUCCCUGCCUACGAGCUCCUCAAGUCAUUCUUCACUAAAGACGAGCUGCGAGUUUCACCAGGGGAAACCUCAGUUGUAAACAAAGUUGGUAUCUGGAAAAUCUUCACCUAUGGAGUUGGGUUGACAGGAGCAGAAUGCUACUACGUUACGGUGACCAGAGAGGAUGAUGAGUGGGUGGCUGUGUGUCAAACUCCUCUGCAUUGCACCUGGAUUGUCGAUGAUGACAAAAUCUACCGGGAAGAUAACCUGUCGAUAUGCAAACCAUUUAGUUUUGUACCUGAUAAAUCCAGCUACAUCAUUAAAGUUACCAACAAAACCAAGGAAGUCAUCAGGGUUGUGGUUCAUGAAGAUCUGCUAUUCCGAGUGCUGAGCAAUGGUCUACUAGCAAUUUCAAGCCAUGUGAGUGACAGUUACUUCACGUCAGGGGUUACAGUUUGUCCAGGAAAAACAAAAACUAUUCAUAAAGUAAACCCCAAGAAUUUAUCCUCCUACAAAUCCAUUGCUGAUGUUGCAGGCAUGGUAGAUAUGUCAACCUAUUCUAUAAAGGUGUUCAGGAAAAGGGAUAAACAGAUCACUCAGUGUAACACCCCUUUGCAUUGCACCUGGAUCGUGGAGAGCCAUGGAAUGUGGCAAGAAAAUAAACCUACAGAAGUUUACAAAUUUCAAUAACAUGCUUUUCUCCUGCUGCUUGCUUAUAAAAAUAUCGAGAAGACGACGACCCCAAUGAAUACGCCUUAUAAAUCCAUGGGGCUUUGCCAAUAUUUGCUUUAGGAGCCAACACAACAGUUGUGUGUGUCCUGGUGACUAAAUAUGUGAACUAAUCAUUUGCAACAAAUAAUUUAUCUGACAAAUUUUGAAUAAAUCACUUGCAAUAAUUUGUCUUACUAUUUAGCCAGUUCCACUGAGGCAAACGUAUUCACCGCUUCUUUGUGACAAUUGAAU
This is a messenger RNA of Mauremys mutica (yellowpond turtle), 1199 nucleotides long. RefSeq lists its product as uncharacterized. The record is from RefSeq and is a predicted model, not a curated record. Bases 150 to 926 code for a protein of 258 amino acids. NCBI's taxonomy places the organism in Eukaryota, Metazoa, Chordata, Testudines, Geoemydidae. The transcript is spliced from 3 exons.